AUGACGGGAUGGUCCCCAGACAUAGCUGGAGAGAAGGCCGCGAGUUCAGACGUCCUUGGAGUAGAGGGUGAGGAAAAGAAAGUGAAAAGAGAAGAAGGGAAAUACGGCCGAUACAGCCCGGUAUUGGGAGCCUCCGAGGAUGUCAAGUCAGAGGUGAAGCACGAGAUGAAGGUGGAGCAUUGCGCAUUACCGAAGAAAGAAGAAGAUUUGGACACGAAGAUUGACCUCAAACUAGAGGCAAAGACAGAGACCCCAUCCCUCGCGCUCGACGCUAGAGGUACAUUCCCCGAAACUUCGCAGGCAGCGCCCUCCGAAACCACUAGCACCAUCUCGUCAACCGAGAGAGUCGCAUCUGACCUCGAGCUAUCAUACCCAAGUACGCCACAAUCCCAUGACGUCGGCCUUUCAUUUCCACAGGAAUUACGGCCUUCAAGUCCCUCGAUCGACUCGAAAACGGAUGUCAGAACGGAAGGCGAAGUCAAGGCGGAGGCGGGCGUGAAGGCGGAAGUAGACUCCCUGGCUGGCCUUGUAAAGGUAGAGGCGAAGCUGGAGGGGGGAGAUGACGCGCCGUCAAACCCACUCAAGGAGGAGGAAGUGGUUAAAGGAGAGAUUAAAGACGAGAUACCUCUGGCAACGACACCUAUGAACGAAGAUAAUGCCGCCAUUGAUCUACCCGAACACCAUCCCAAAGCCGCAGCGACGGAACGUCCCACCGAUUCACCAAUAGGCCUCGCCGUGACCGACCCUCUGCCAGAUAUACCCACCGCUGACGUUUACGAGUCAAUGCCUGCAGGCUCCAAACUCGAAUCGACGGACGUCGACUUGCAGCCCGUGCCGGCACCCGUAAUGAGAUGCAAGUUCAUGUUAUGCGUUGAACCACCCUCGCUCGAAUCUGUGAUGGCUCAUUACAAACGGUGUGCUGACUGGGCCAAGACUAUCGUGAAAAAACCGAAGAAGGAGGCAGUCAUUCCAUUGAAGACGCUCGCAGGUCGAUACGAAGCACUGGGGGUGACCGAGCCCUUCCAUGUUCCACUGCCUAUCGACGUGAGGGAUGUGGCUUUCUCCCGACAGCUAAUCUCGUCAAUUUAUGGCGGCAAUGUUCAGCAGACGUUUCCCGUCCCUAGCGCUAAAUUCCUCGCACAACAUGGCUUGGACGACUUCAUGUGCCUGAACUACAUUAUGCAUCCCAAUGCGCCGGAACUUGUCGGAGCACCUGGUUUCUACUGCUCUUCUGGAUCAGGGGAUCCUAAGGCGAAGCGUGCGCCCUGGACGAAGAUCAUGCGCCUCAUCCUUCAGCUAGGACCUUCCCGUUGGCAGUAUUAUGGCCAGUACCAGGUCGAGCCGAGCGAUGCCCUUAGCCCACAGGAAUGGCUUGCUCAAUCACCAGGAUUUAGACGCCAGUGGGUCAAUGAGAUCAUGAUACGGCAGGGAUGGGGAAACAAGAUUCGAUGUGAGGUCUUGCUCCGCAAACGACUAGGACGGCUUCCGACAGACAAAGAGCUUGAUGACGCGGUAAAUAUACCUGGGUUUGCGCAGGAGGUUACCCCUGAUGAUAUCUACGAGUCCUUUGCCCGUGGUGACCAUUUCAUCGCACUCUGGGGAAUGAAGUGCGUUGGAUACGAUACAGCAUUCCAAGAACGGCUAGUUGCAGCUAAACAAGCGGCGGCAGCGAAUGAAGACGUGAAAGAAGAGAAGGACAAGAAACCAAAGGUGUCCAAGAGGAAGAAGCAAGCUGCUUCUUCUGAUGCUCCAAAGAAACGUGCUCGCAAGGACUCACCUUCAGACCCGGAAGGUGACUCUAAGCCCCUCGACAUGAAGGUAGAUGACGAUGCUGUCGACGAUACCGAGCAACCUCCCGCUAUUGUGAAGAGUAAUGAUGAUGAUGAGAUCCAGAUUGUCCAACGACCAGUGUUGCCUAGCAAGAAGGUAUAUACUCCUCGGGGCACCCGCUCGCGCCCUGCUUCAGCAAAGGUGAUCGUUAUUGACUAG
Messenger RNA from Pleurotus ostreatus (oyster mushroom), 1989 nucleotides. RefSeq lists its product as uncharacterized. The record is from RefSeq and is a predicted model, not a curated record. The transcript has 8 exons. Bases 1 to 1989 code for a protein of 662 amino acids. Lineage: Eukaryota; Fungi; Basidiomycota; Agaricomycetes; Agaricales; Pleurotaceae.